Molecule: messenger RNA, 1371 nt
Organism: Lindgomyces ingoldianus
Lineage: Eukaryota; Fungi; Ascomycota; Dothideomycetes; Pleosporales; Lindgomycetaceae
Product: vacuolar calcium ion transporter-like protein /H(+) exchanger
Exons: 4
Coding region: 1-1371 (456 amino acids)
Biological process (GO): calcium ion transmembrane transport; intracellular calcium ion homeostasis
Cellular component (GO): fungal-type vacuole membrane
Molecular function (GO): calcium:proton antiporter activity
Source: RefSeq, a predicted model, not a curated record
AUGCCCGCCCCUACUAACGGCUCUGCGUAUGGUGAGACUGAACCACUCCUCGGCCAACAGCAACCUCAGCAGCAAUCGCGCUGGAAAGCGCUCCCUAAGCAUAUCGCUGCCGUGACUUGGGCGACGCUCAGCAGUAACUAUGCAAAUGUCUUCCUUGUCUUUGUUCCGCUCGGCAUCAUCGCUGGGGCUCUGCACUGGAGCCCCACCUCCGUCUUCAUCCUCAACUUCAUCGCCAUCAUUCCUCUUGCUGCCCUUCUGAGCUUUGCGACUGAGGAGCUGUCUGCCAAAUUGGGCGACAGCUUGGGUGGACUGUUGAAUGCGACCUUUGGAAAUGCGGUGGAAUUAAUUGUUUCCAUCGUUGCGCUGAGAGAGGGCGAAAUCCGCAUCGUCCAAUCCAGCAUGCUCGGCAGCAUCCUCUCCAACAUCCUUCUAGUGCUCGGAUGCUGUUUCUUGGCUGGAGGAAUUAGACAACAAGAGUCAGAAUUCAACUCGACCGUUGCAUCGACCAUGUCUUCCCUCAUGGCUGUCUCUUCUGCGUCCUUGAUCAUUCCUGCAACGCUGUACGCGGCAUUGCGCACGUCCACGGACGAGGAGACCGAUAAGAAUAUCUUGCUUCUUUCCCAUGGAACUUCUAUCAUUCUACUCCUUCUCUACAUUCUAUAUCUCGUCUUCCAAUUGCACACCCACAAAAAUCUCUUCAAACAGGAUCAAAGUAAGAAAAACAAGAGAGACAUCGAGGCUCGAGCUCAAGCUCAAGCUGAGCAACAAGGCGAAUCUUCAGCAUCGGCUUCCACUUCACCCACAGAGCCGGCAGAACCCGAGGAAGAAGUGGAAGAAGAGGAAGCAGGUCAAAUCCUCUCCCCAAUCGCCGCCGGCAUCGCCCUCGUCCUCGUCACCAUCCUCGUAGCCGUCUGCGCCGAAUACCUCGUCGACAGCAUCGACUCCAUCGUCCAAACCGCACACAUCAGCAAGACCUUCAUUGGUCUCGUCCUCCUCCCCAUUGUCGGCAAUGCUGCCGAGCAUGUUACGGCCGUAAUCGUCGCCUACAAAGGAAAAAUGGACCUAGCCAUCAACGUAGCUAUCGGCAGCAGCAUGCAAAUCGCACUCUUCGUAACUCCUUUCCUCGUCAUUCUCGGCUGGAUCAUGGACAAGCCCAUGACACUCCACUUCCAGAGCUUCGAAACCGUCGUGUUCUUCCUAUCAGUCUUAGUCGUGAAUUAUCUCAUCCAGGACGGAAAGAGUAAUUAUCUUGAGGGCGCUAUGUGUCUGGGAACAUACACUAUUAUUGCCCUCGCUUUUUACGUCUAUCCGGAUGAUGCUAAGGGCGAUUUGAGUGACAGCUUCUUCCGAAACCUCUGGGGAAGGAAUUAA